Messenger RNA from Momordica charantia (bitter melon), 695 nucleotides. The record is from RefSeq and is a predicted model, not a curated record. NCBI's taxonomy places the organism in Eukaryota, Viridiplantae, Streptophyta, Magnoliopsida, Cucurbitales, Cucurbitaceae.
AUGUAUCGGACGGUGAAGACCACAGACAGAGCAGCAGCUUCUUCAGGCCAAUCAGAUUUAUACGAAAAUGCUUCAUCUGGGGACACAAGCAAUAUUGAAGAUAUAAUAUUUGACAUUCAAAAGCCAGCCAUGGGAAGGCCAAAUGAGAACUCAGGUCAACAAGGCAGGCAAAACCCUCAUCAAGAUAAGGACUAUCAUGCCCUCUGGAGCAAUUCUUCAAGGGAAGCUUGGUUGCAUGGUUUGCCUAAUGAUUCUUCUAAGGACCUUUCUUCGUCUCUCGAGAAUGAUAUGGAUCCAAAGUGCUCAAACAAUGAGAGGCUAUCAGAAAUAAGCUCAUCGACAGAUCUUUGUGGAGGGACAAAUAAUCCUCAGAAGCCAAAUUUGGAAUUCACAUUAGGAAGGCCAGUUUGAUGAAACCCAAAUUAAAACAGAUGCUUAGUUUCUACUCAUUUUGAUAUGAUUAUAUCUCAAAACAAAAGUUGAAGUUGAAGUUAGUGCCUCUGAGGAAGGAAAAAAGAAAAAAAAAAGAAAAAGAAAGUAAAAGAAAGAGAAAAAAGAGAGCUAAAGAAAGACAAGCAGACAAGAAAGACAGAAAGCAACAAAAAAGCAGGUCCUAAUUCCUAUCAACCUUUGAGGUCCUAAAUCAUCUUAUUUUAUUUAAGCAAUUAAAUAUAUGAAUCUAAUUGAUUUUUGUU